AUGCAUAAAGAGGGAGAAACACACAGAUGGGCACAUGAGCAACUAGCGAAUAUAACUUUGCCACUCGCGCGGACAACUGCGACGUCUGGCCGCUUGACUCAACGGAGGAGAGUACGAGUCGCGAACCUGACACGAGUCGUCGAUUCCCCAUUAAGACUAAUGCAAUUUAUUGUCACGGCCGAAACGAGUCGGAUUAUGGCUGGCCGGGUGAAUCUGCUCAUUGAUUUCCGCGCAUUAAUGGCCUCCGCCACGUCUCCCGGCCGGCAUCAGCUCCUCCGGUUGGCGGCUGGGGCGACUGUGUACUUUUUGCACCCUUUCCCUCCUCUUUCUGCUCACCGGUCCCGCGGAGCGAAUUGCCGCCCCCCCUCCUCCACCUUCCCGCCCCACGGUUCGACAGGUCUUUCCCCACUUAGCCACCACUUCAUUCUCACCCUGUGGACUAGCAGAACACAUACACAAAAACACACGACUCGUCGGUCCGGCGUCAGUCUGGAGGAUGGCCACAGAUGA
Protopolystoma xenopodis is the source of this 510-nucleotide messenger RNA. Lineage: Eukaryota; Metazoa; Platyhelminthes; Monogenea; Polystomatidea; Polystomatidae. The record is from the annotation of a GenBank genome assembly.